This is a messenger RNA of Homo sapiens (human), 3640 nucleotides long. It is a transcript of the gene FIG4, whose product is annotated as FIG4 phosphoinositide 5-phosphatase. The record is from RefSeq and is a predicted model, not a curated record. The transcript is spliced from 23 exons. Bases 819 to 3479 code for a protein of 886 amino acids. Gene Ontology annotation, biological process: phosphatidylinositol-3-phosphate biosynthetic process; phosphatidylinositol dephosphorylation; positive regulation of neuron projection development. NCBI's taxonomy places the organism in Eukaryota, Metazoa, Chordata, Mammalia, Primates, Hominidae. Gene Ontology annotation, molecular function: protein serine/threonine phosphatase activity; phosphatidylinositol-4,5-bisphosphate 5-phosphatase activity; phosphatase activity. Gene Ontology annotation, cellular component: recycling endosome; endosome membrane.
AGAAAACAGAAAAUCUGAUUUACUUCUGGUUCCAAGCAUUUCAGAUAAGGGACACUCUACCUUUAAUUAGUUAUAAAGGAAUUAGGAGACACAUUAAGAAGCAAAAGAGCCAGUGGACAAGAUGGGCUGUCUCUUGUCCUGAGCCUUCAUUUAGAAAUAUAAUUGGGUAGACUUGCUCUGGAGGCGAAGUUCAGGUCGUUAUUGUUCUCUGUGUAUAGAGGUGGAUUUUGAGGAAUAUUUGGAGAGGAAAGGGAGCUGUGUUGGCAGAUGACAUGCAGGAAGUGUAGUUCUAGCUUGUGAGGGUUGGCCCUUUCCCAAACUAACCUAUUCUUUUUGGCACCUAGCACCUUCAAUAUGCUCCUUAGCUCUUGUGACUCGUCUGUGGUCCUAAUAUGCCUUGUGGCCCAGGCCUAACGCAGCACUAACAGUCAUACAGCCCAGUGCAACUAGGAGUUUCCAGCAGAGAUUCAGCAACCUGAAGUUAUCCUGGGUGAAAUUGCAGUUUGCCUUUACAAGAAGGUGCCCUUGCUUAAUAUGUGAUGACAUAGGGACCUUAGCAUCACAAUAAGUGACCAUUUCAUAACAAAGAAAUGAACACAUAAUAGUUGACGUUAAAAUUGGUAGCUAAACAGAACUAGGUCUGCAUGUGUCUAUUUAGCAGGGGACGGGGAGAUGAAAGUUGUUAGGAUAAUUUUUACUCUUACUUGUUCAAGAUUGUUAGCAUAUAUGUAUGCAUUUAUUGCCUGCCUUGUUCCAAAAGGAUUUAAGGAAGCUCCCUCCCACCCCCAUCACAGAAAGUAGAAUAAAACAAGAACCACAUGAGAUACUUUCUAGUUGGGAGCAAUAAUGCAGAAACGAAAUAUCGUGUCUUGAAGAUUGAUAGAACAGAACCAAAAGAUUUGGUCAUAAUUGAUGACAGGCAUGUCUAUACUCAACAAGAAGUAAGGGAACUUCUUGGCCGCUUGGAUCUUGGAAAUAGAACAAAGAUGGGACAGAAAGGAUCCUCGGGCUUAUUUCGAGCGGUUUCAGCUUUUGGUGUUGUGGGUUUUGUCAGGUUCUUAGAAGGCUAUUAUAUUGUGUUAAUAACUAAAAGGAGGAAGAUGGCGGAUAUUGGAGGUCAUGCAAUCUAUAAGGUCGAAGAUACAAAUAUGAUCUAUAUACCCAAUGAUUCUGUACGGGUUACUCAUCCUGAUGAAGCUAGGUAUCUACGAAUAUUUCAAAAUGUGGACCUAUCUAGCAAUUUUUACUUUAGUUACAGCUAUGAUUUGUCCCACUCACUUCAAUAUAAUCUCACUGUCUUGCGAAUGCCCCUGGAGAUGUUAAAGUCAGAAAUGACCCAGAAUCGCCAAGAGAGCUUUGACAUCUUUGAAGAUGAAGGAUUAAUUACACAAGGUGGAAGCGGGGUAUUUGGGAUCUGUAGUGAGCCUUAUAUGAAAUAUGUAUGGAAUGGUGAACUUCUGGAUAUAAUUAAAAGUACUGUGCAUCGUGACUGGCUUUUGUAUAUUAUUCAUGGGUUCUGUGGGCAGUCAAAGCUGUUGAUCUAUGGACGACCAGUGUAUGUCACUCUAAUAGCUAGAAGAUCCAGUAAAUUUGCUGGCACCCGUUUUCUUAAAAGAGGUGCAAACUGUGAGGGUGAUGUUGCAAAUGAAGUGGAGACUGAACAAAUACUCUGCGAUGCUUCUGUGAUGUCUUUCACUGCAGGAAGUUAUUCUUCAUAUGUACAAGUUAGAGGAUCUGUGCCCUUAUACUGGUCUCAGGACAUUUCAACUAUGAUGCCUAAACCACCUAUUACAUUGGAUCAGGCAGAUCCAUUUGCACAUGUGGCUGCCCUUCACUUUGACCAGAUGUUCCAGAGGUUUGGCUCUCCCAUCAUCAUCUUGAAUUUAGUGAAGGAACGAGAGAAAAGAAAGCAUGAAAGAAUUCUGAGUGAAGAACUUGUUGCUGCUGUGACCUAUCUCAACCAAUUUUUGCCUCCUGAGCACACUAUUGUUUAUAUUCCCUGGGACAUGGCCAAGUAUACCAAAAGCAAGCUGUGUAAUGUUCUUGAUCGACUAAAUGUGAUUGCAGAAAGUGUGGUGAAGAAAACAGGUUUCUUUGUAAACCGCCCUGAUUCUUACUGUAGCAUUUUGCGGCCAGAUGAAAAGUGGAAUGAACUAGGAGGAUGUGUGAUUCCCACUGGUCGCCUGCAGACUGGCAUCCUUCGAACCAACUGUGUGGACUGUUUAGAUCGCACCAACACAGCACAGUUUAUGGUGGGAAAAUGUGCUCUGGCCUAUCAGCUGUAUUCACUGGGACUGAUUGACAAACCUAAUCUACAGUUUGAUACAGAUGCAGUUAGGUUAUUUGAGGAACUCUAUGAAGAUCAUGGUGAUACCCUAUCCCUUCAGUAUGGUGGUUCUCAACUUGUUCAUCGUGUGAAAACCUACAGAAAGAUAGCACCAUGGACCCAGCACUCCAAAGACAUCAUGCAAACCCUGUCUAGAUAUUACAGCAAUGCUUUUUCAGAUGCCGAUAGACAAGAUUCCAUUAAUCUCUUCCUGGGAGUUUUCCAUCCCACUGAAGGGAAACCUCAUCUCUGGGAGCUCCCAACAGAUUUUUAUUUGCAUCACAAAAAUACCAUGAGACUUUUGCCAACAAGAAGAAGUUAUACUUACUGGUGGACACCAGAGGUGAUAAAGCAUUUACCAUUGCCCUAUGAUGAAGUUAUCUGUGCUGUGAACUUAAAGAAGUUGAUAGUGAAGAAAUUCCACAAAUAUGAAGAAGAGAUUGAUAUCCACAAUGAGUUCUUUCGGCCAUAUGAGUUGAGCAGCUUUGAUGAUACCUUUUGCUUGGCUAUGACAAGCUCAGCACGUGACUUUAUGCCUAAGACCGUUGGAAUUGAUCCAAGUCCAUUUACUGUGCGUAAACCAGAUGAAACUGGAAAAUCAGUAUUGGGAAACAAAAGCAAUAGAGAAGAAGCUGUAUUACAGCGGAAAACGGCAGCCAGCGCCCCGCCGCCCCCCAGCGAGGAGGCUGUGUCCAGCAGCUCUGAGGAUGACUCUGGGACUGAUCGGGAAGAAGAGGGCUCUGUGUCUCAGCGCUCCACUCCCGUGAAGAUGACUGAUGCAGGAGACAGUGCCAAAGUGACCGAGAAUGUGGUCCAACCCAUGAAGGAGCUAUAUGGAAUUAACCUCUCAGAUGGCCUCUCAGAAGAAGAUUUCUCCAUUUAUUCAAGAUUUGUUCAGCUGGGGCAGAGUCAACAUAAACAAGACAAGAAUAGCCAGCAGCCCUGUUCUAGGUGCUCAGAUGGAGUUAUAAAACUAACACCCAUCUCGGCUUUCUCGCAAGAUAACAUCUAUGAAGUUCAGCCCCCAAGAGUAGACAGAAAAUCUACAGAGAUCUUCCAAGCCCACAUCCAGGCCAGCCAAGGUAUCAUGCAGCCCCUAGGAAAAGAGGACUCCUCCAUGUACCGAGAGUACAUCAGGAACCGCUACCUGUGAAAAGAGCGCAGGUCCACCUGGUGGACACGUCUGAUUAGCUUAGAACCUGUCUUGUCUCAUCUUCAAAAGGUAACUUAUUAAAAGUCCUUUGCGUCUGAAGCCUUUCUCCUUUUCUGUCACUUGCAAAUUCCAAAUUAUAGCUAAUAAAGAUGACUAGAUAA